AUGGGUCAAUAUCUAACAACUUGCCAAGGCAUAGAAGACUACAUGGGCGAUAUGGACUUCAAAGUGGCCGGCACGAAGAAGGGCAUCACGGCGCUGCAGGCGGACAUCAAGCUGGCCGGCCUGCCGCUCCGCGUCGUCAUGGAGGCCGUGCAGCGGGCCUGCGACGCCAAUGCCAAGAUCAUCGACAUUAUGAACCAAUGCCUCGACGCACCCAGACAAGGAUUAAAAGAGAACAUGCCAGUGAUUGAAGAGAUCGAAGUGGAAGCUCACAAGCGGCCCAAGCUCCUCGGGCUCGGCGGCUCCAACUUGAAGAAGCUCUACGUUGAGACCGGCGUGCAGGAGCGGUCCGGAGCUGCAGGCCGCCCGCUGCAGCGGCCGCAGCUCGCCGCUCAGUCGGGCUCCGCCGCCCGAGACGAGACCACGCGCGCGCUUCGUGACAGUGCCAGUGACAGUGUCAGUGACGGUGACGGUGACGGUGACGAACCGGCGGACGAGCACAGCGAAACCCAGGCUGCGUGGCCCGGACACUGA
This is a messenger RNA of Bombyx mori (domestic silkworm), 531 nucleotides long. RefSeq names its product polyribonucleotide nucleotidyltransferase 1, mitochondrial. Bases 1 to 531 code for a protein of 176 amino acids. The transcript has 5 exons. NCBI's taxonomy places the organism in Eukaryota, Metazoa, Arthropoda, Insecta, Lepidoptera, Bombycidae. Gene Ontology annotation, molecular function: polyribonucleotide nucleotidyltransferase activity; RNA binding; 3'-5'-RNA exonuclease activity. The record is from RefSeq and is a predicted model, not a curated record. Gene Ontology annotation, biological process: mitochondrial mRNA catabolic process; mitochondrial RNA 3'-end processing. Gene Ontology annotation, cellular component: mitochondrion; cytosol.